UACAAGAUAACUCUCCUUUCAAUCAUAAUUAUUUGCAUCGCUUUAGCAACCACAGGUGGCAAUCUCCUUGUUAUGAUUUCCUUCAAAAUCGAACCUCAAUUGAGAACAAUCAGCAAUUGUUUUCUACUGAGUUUGGCUGUGGCAGACAUAACAAUUGGACUCUUCUCGAUCCCAUUAUAUUCAAUGUACCUGCUUCUAGGCUAUAACUGGCCACUUGGUCUUUUUGUUUGUGACGUUUGGCUCUCUCUUGACUACACAAUGAGCAACGCUUCCGUGGCCAACUUACUGCUAAUAAGUUUUGACAGGUAUUUUUCGGUUACGAGGCCUCUAACGUACAGAGCUCACAGGACUCCCGUGAAAGCAGGCAUCAUGAUAGCGUUGGCCUGGAUCAUUUCCAUUCUCUUGUGGACGCCGUGGAUCAUGAUAUGGCCGAGAGUUUCUGAAGAGAAAAGAUCAAAGAAUGAUUGCUACAUUGCAUUUUUGGAUAACACAAGUACGGGAGGAAUUGUCCUCACGUUUGUCACAGCCUUCGGAGCCUUUUUUAUACCUGUAUUUGUCAUGUGCAUUUUAUAUUUUAAAAUUUAUCGCGAAACUGAAAAAAGAAAAAAAACUUUUGUGGGCUUGCUAGGUGGCGACCCCGGAACCAAAGACAAGAGCAACGACAGUUAUGAUCGUAAUAAAGAAGACAACUUCAAUAAGGAGAAUAUUUUACAAAACAGAACCAAGCAAAUAAAUCAAACUAAUAAAAUUGACAACAAUGGUCAUAAUCAAAGUUUAAUUAGGCAAAAAUCGAAUGAAAAUGAAACUAAGCCACAAAAAAUUCCAAUUAUUCCCCGGCAUUUAUUUACAAAAAUGCCUAACAAAAUUGUCGCACACGACAAAAUUUCAACAAAUAAAUUCGGAACAAUCUCCAGCCAAACACGCAAGAAGCGGACAGGUCAAGAUCAAAAAGCUGCAAAAACGUUAAGCGCCAUCUUGUUGGCGUUCAUCAUCACGUGGACUCCUUACAACAUAUUUGUCCUCGUUCAAGCUUUCUUCCCGUGUGCUAUACAUCCAACAUUAUAUGCCGUUGGUUAUUGGCUGUGUUACUUGAACAGCACAAUCAACCCAGUCUGCUACGCCUUGUGCAACGAACUGUUUCGAUCUUCGUUCUUGAGGAUAUUGAGGUGCCAGUGGAGGAAGACUCGG
Messenger RNA from Helobdella robusta, 1188 nucleotides. RefSeq lists its product as hypothetical. The transcript is spliced from 3 exons. Gene Ontology annotation, cellular component: dendrite; plasma membrane; synapse. The record is from RefSeq and is a predicted model, not a curated record. Gene Ontology annotation, molecular function: G protein-coupled serotonin receptor activity; G protein-coupled acetylcholine receptor activity. The annotation marks the transcript as partial. Gene Ontology annotation, biological process: chemical synaptic transmission; adenylate cyclase-inhibiting G protein-coupled acetylcholine receptor signaling pathway; G protein-coupled receptor signaling pathway, coupled to cyclic nucleotide second messenger. Lineage: Eukaryota; Metazoa; Annelida; Clitellata; Rhynchobdellida; Glossiphoniidae.